UUCGUGAAAUUAUCUCGCUUUCUUACAGAACUAACACACACUCGACAUGAAUUUACACUACAAAUGAGUUACGAAGCGGUACCAUGUAUGUUUCGAAGCUCUGCUCAAAAUGGUAACGGUGAAACACAAUACCUCGGUUUGCUUAUACGUCCAUCUGCUAAUCAACAAAAUCCUCCGGGAGCUCCUGCUGGCACAGUUGUCGGUAGGCCAAAUACCGGUCAACCAGUAACAGCAUUAGCAUCAGGAGGCACACCUGCUAAAGCACCUCCUCAACCGCUUCUCGUCCAAGGAGUUUAUCCUCAAGGCGCUCCAAUCGUUGUACAGGGAGAAACACCGAAGGUCCUCGUUCCUGCCAAAGUCCAAGUUCGACUGCAGCAAGGCGGUGAUGCUUCGGUAGCGAUCUCACCGACAGCUUUGCCAUCGACAACGCUGCCGAUGGCAGCCACAUCCACGAUGGCAUGGCCUCAGGCUGGUCCUGUGAAAGCUGCAUUUGCUCCUCCUGUACACAAUUUGGCUAGUCCUUGUAAUUCGCAGCCACGAAGUCUGUCCGUGUGCUCAGCUUCACCGCAACUCGACUCAUCACCAAUGUCACCGUUGCCUAACAUAAUCCAAUAUCAUAACCAUCCGGCCCCAUCUGUGGUUCGACCAGGAUUGCAGGCUGAUCCUCGAUCUGUGCGAGUCUCGAAUGCAGGACCAUGGACAGCUCCGGUCAGUGACUCGUCCACAACACCGGAUUCCGGAAUUCAGUCUGUCCCUGGAUCACCUCCUAGCAACCAUCCACUAACUCCACCUACGAUGCAGUUGGAAGGCUGUGACUCAGUUUGUGAAGAACGUUAUGAGAAUGAUGAAGAUUUUGCGGAUAUGCCACGACUUCUUCCUGCUGAUCAAGAGGAAGAGCCCCAGUGUAGUAACAGUUGCACAUCGAUACGUGAAGAUGUCACAUCUGCUCAUGGAUCCGAAUGUGAAACUGCACCCACUCCAUCGAUCUCGAUCACUACGACCAUGGACACCAAAGAAAUUGUGGAACAGCUGAUUAUGCUGGAUCCACAAAAAGCAAAUGUCAUCGCAAAUCUCAUAAAGCGACGUCAAUCCAGUAAUAAGCGAAGAAGUGGCAGCAAACAGGAACACGCUCCCAAACGAGCUCGUCCUGCCAGUGCCGCAAGCGAAGAUGCCAAGAAGAGCGAAGAAGAACCGACACCUGUCCGAGUCAGCACUCGAAGCACCUCACGAGCCUCCUCACUCAAAGAUGGCCGUACUUCCAGCUGUGCAAACAUGAAACUUGAGGUUUCACCCGUCUGCAUAGAUGGUACCAGCGGUAUCGUAUCACAAGAGAUCUCUCCUCUUCCUCGUGUACAGAACCCUUCUGAAUCUCCGUCAUCUGAAGAACGAAAAAGCGAUGCCAACUCGUCCACAGAUGAAUUGGAAAUAAGGAAACUGUACAGAGAAGCUGUGAAACGAAUGUUGCGUGAGAAAGUGACGACCCUGCUGGAGGCGACCAUUUCUGAUCUACAAGGCCUACGUAUCGGACCGCGAGAACGGCAUGAUCGUCGGAAUAGCAAGGAACGGAAGAAUCUGUGGGCUGUCAAUUGGGAGCAUGUAAAGAAAAGGAGGAAGAAAGAGAAAGAGGAGGAUAAGAAGAAGAGCAGUGAACGAACUAGAAAGAAGGAGGUUUUUUCGAAGAGACAGGAGAAACAACAGAAUAAGCAUGAACAUGUGGAGGAGAAACACGAAGAUGCUGAAGAUCACCCACAUCCCGAAAAGAACAAUGAGAAACGCACACGAAAGAGGAGGAAUGACAGCAUGGAGAAGGAAAAGGAAAAAGAAAAGGAGAAGAGCAAGGAUGAGCACAGAACGAGAUCUUCUCAUUCCACUCCUGCCAGAAGGACAUCAUGCUGCGAAACAACGACACCUACGAAGAAAAUGACUUGUUGCGAUAAUACCACUUUGAAAAGGGAGAAAGAGUAUGAAGAGAUUGUUCGAAGCGUUGCUGUUGGAACUUUGCCAGAAUGGGAGUCACCUGUGCUCUCUUGUGGUUGCACGCGAGGAGCAUGUACAUCCGAUUCAGAAUGUGUGAAUCGUGCCCUUUGUGUUCAGUGUCCACCAGGCUGUGCGGCUCCAUUGUGUGCAAACAAGAAAUUCUGGAAAGAUGACGCUUUAAAAUCUUUGGUCGUGGGAGGAGCGAAAACCAGAAAAAUCUUGAGAACAAAACACGCAAGGAGGGCUGGAGAUUUCCUGGGUGAGUUUGCUGGUGAAGUAGUUCGUUUCGAAGAUGCCAGGAAACGUUGGGAAACGUAUUCCAAAACGGAUACGUCGCCCAUAAUACUCUGUUUGACGUCACGAUUGUUUGUUGACGCCACUGUCCGUGGUAACGUCACACGUUAUGUGCGUCAUUCGUGUAAACCCAAUGCAAGGCUCGAAGUCUGGUCUGUCAAUGGCAACUACCGCAGUGGUCUAUUUGCGUUGGGCGACAUUGCAUCUGGGAGUGAGAUCACUAUUGAUAUGAAUGGCCUCUUACCAGCAACUCGAAAAUGCCAUUGCGGUGCACAUGAUUGUCGCAAAAAGAUUGUUAUGUCGCGGAAUGCUCCUAUCGCAUCUGCCACUGAUCUGUCCAUCAACGAGGAACGAAUAGUACGCAAAGAGCAUUUGUUCUUGAUCCGAAAUCGGCAGCACUGUAUAGCUCAAGCCAUAUCUUCAGGUAUCCACGGUUCAUUUGAAGCACCUACAUCUCAGAUAGAUGGCUUGCGGAAAAUACUCAACGGAAUAGGCUAUCGGGUCCGUCGCAUUGACGGUCGUUUACCAAUGAAGUCGUUAGCGGGUUACCACCGUUUGUGCCGAAUAUUGCAAAGUGUUGAGAGACGGCGACCGCAGCUGAGUAAAGCGGAAAUAGCUACGGCAUUCGAUGCUGAAAUGACCAAAUGGCUUGACGAGAUUGCGGAUGACGACCUUGACAGAGCUUACACUGCUCUUCGUGGUCGUUACCUCUUCGAUGGUGGUAAAUCUGACAAAGAAGAAAAGCAGAAGAAAGACAGGCGAAGAGAUGGACGAAUUAUGAGCCGAGAGAUGAAUCUUGAGUACAUUGAUUCGGCGUUCAAGGUUGGUGGAUAUGAUCCCGAUGCUGUAUGGCCAGAAGGAAAAGCAAAUGAGAAAGAUGAUGCGGUGCGUUGUGUCUGUGGUUCGUUGGAGGAAGAUGGAGAAAUGACACUCUGUGACACGUGCAACUUCUGGUUACAUAGUGAAUGCUUGCAAGAUGUCGAUCCAGAUGCUGACGAGUACAAAUGCCAAUUCUGCUGUGGAACUAUAUCUGGAAAUCGGCCUUCCAGUGAUGUUGUACUCGCCAAACAACCUGAAAUUCGUCUAUAUGCGUGCACGUACUACAAGGCUCUUGUCAACAAUCGUUCCAUCCAAGUUCGACUCAAUGAAACUGUCCAUGUUAAGAGAACAGCAGGCGACGACCAUAAGAAAAUCCUGAAAAAGUUAAUGGAUGUUAGUGAGAAAAAGAAGAAGAACGGUGAAGAAGAAAGGUUUGAGGACAUACCGCCAGCAAAUAAUACUAGAUUACCGUCUGAGACAUUCCACAGAAAGGAUUUGCGCGUGUUUCGUGUGGAGAGGCUGUUUACAGCACCUGGUGGGCAUCGCUUCGUAUUUGGCUUCUACUACGCUCGGCCACAUGAGACAUUCUGCGAUUCGCAGAGGAUUUUCCACAGAAAUGAGGUAUUUGCCACUCCGCUGUACGAUACGUUGCCCUUAGACGCGGUUGUGGGAAGAUGUGCUGUCUUAGAUCCAUCGGUAUGGUGCAUUGGGAGACCGACGGUGCCGGAGUUCAAGGAAGCAGAUGUAUAUCUGUGCGAGUACCACAUUGAUCGCAACCAACGCAGUUUCGAAAAAAUUCCAAGCAAGAACAGAUAUCCAAUCAACACACAGCCUUAUGUGUUCCGCAAAUUUGAUGAGCCAAUCACGAUCAAGCGUGAUUUCACGCCUUUCAUCGUUGAUCCAACUAGUUCGUCGCCAGCUAAAUCAUCAGCAAAAAUGGAUAAGAAUGCUUCGGAAGCUGCUUUGCUCAAACGAAUCAAAUCCCACAAUUUGGAUGCAGUAUUGAGUAAAAUCGGUCAUUCUGGGAAGCGAGCAUCUAUACCGAGCAAAGAUGGUGAAAAGAAAGAGAAGCGGCACCGGAAAGUUAACAACAAAUGAUCUUGGACGGUUCGGCUUUACAGCGACGGAGUAUUGUGUUAGGGCCUUCUCGUGACUCCCAGAUUCAGGUUCACAGUCCCGGUUAUUCUAUCUCUUUGCAUUUCAUUUUUAAUUUUUUUGUUGUUAUUAUAUGACGAAGAUAGUGGAAUGACAUAUGUGAUCACUACUAAUGCAUGCUUGUGACUUUCUCCGCUAACUUCGUCAGCUUCUUGUCUGGAGAGUUUUCGUGAGAGAUAUAUCAAACAACUACAUCCUCUAAACUAUAGAUGUUGAUUUCGCAAUCUGCUUUGCUUUUGGCGAUAUUUUCUUCUGUGAUUUUGUGCAAGGAGUUUGCGAAUUUAGCAUCUGAGGUUCCCUUUAUCUCUUCUAAUCAGGUCACACGGCCGAUUCCGGUGCACAUUACCUUAUUACGUUUGGGAACUUCUCAUAUAGUCGUUUUCAUCUGGCAGGCCUCUCGUGUAGCAACACCUUUAUUGUUUUUAUGAAAAGUAGAAGCUGGACACAUGCGUUUUCUUCUUGGAUAUAUGUUAAGUGCUGCUGUAAGUUUAAGACUCAACAUAAAGUCGAAAUCGUGAUGCAGCUGAAGCGGCCUCGCAGAAUGGGAACGAACUAUGUAAAUUGUAGUACUUUCUGGUUUUCUUCAUUUGUUGCCGUUUCAUGUGAGCCCAUCUUGUUGUUAGAUAACGAGCAGAUGAAUUUCAUG
Molecule: messenger RNA, 4891 nt
Organism: Cylicocyclus nassatus
Lineage: Eukaryota; Metazoa; Nematoda; Chromadorea; Rhabditida; Strongylidae
Source: the annotation of a GenBank genome assembly